ACUUCUGACCCAUAUAAAUCCCCACCGCAACUAAAUCUGUCCUUCCUCUGCCACGACGUGGAGACAGCAACUCCGUCCAUCCCCCAUAUAUUAAAGAAAACCAACCACCAAAAUGACUACGGCACAACCUAUAUUUUCACAGGGAGAAGACUGCAAAGCUGGUUGGCACGACGCUGGUGCUGGUUACAAUGAAACGGACACUCAUCUGGAGAUUUUGGGCAAGCCCGUUAUGGAACGUUGGGAGACUCCGUACAUGCACUCGCUGGCAACUGUAGCCUCCUCAAAAGGUAUAACACACAAUGUGCAAGCUAGUGGUCCAUAUGAACGCACUGGGACGACUAGACAGUAUGGAUUUUGGAACUCUAUGAUAGUUUAUAGUUCCAUAAUAACAUUUUACCUGACUGUAAUUAAUUUUCCUUGCAAAUGUAUAAAAACAAAUAGACCGUAAAGGACAGCCUAUUUGCCUAUAACCUAAUCAAUGGCUACACUUCAUUCAGCGCUGUAGGAUAAUCAAUACAGACGAUUACACUCAAUCAGCAGACAUUAGGAAAAGUUAAUGAAACCAAUGCGUUUACAUUUUAUAUGCGACGUUCCUCCCAAUGCACGUGAAGUUUAAAAGCAUGGUGGAGUUGGAUAUAAUGGCUUGUGGUUGCAGCAGGUGUUACUCUACACAUGGAACCGUGCCGAGUGCGCACUUGCUGGGGAGUGCCAAUAAUUUAUCACGGCAUGCCAUUCAAUAAGUUUCAUGAUGAUCACUGAUCCUUUUUUUAAAAGAUACAUUAGGCUACGUUAAAGUUGCGUAAACGUUUGGAGUUUUUUGGUCACUCAAGUCACCAUAGCACCCAUGGGCCUGAAUGGAGGAAUGCGGUCCAUUGAGAACAGUUGUUUGGUUGUAAAUACAAUAUGACCAGUUUUAGUAAAUAGGGUAUUAUUUUGUCAUUGUAUCUUUGGUGGCAAUUUGACAGUUGAUAACAGAGUAGUAGCCUAAAGGGCGAGGCAAAACCAAAUGGUAUUCUUCUAACCUAUUUUUACACAUUACUGAAAGACUACUCUGUGUAACUCCUUCAAGUGGCAUGUGGCCUAUCUAUCACGUGCCUUCCCCCCAAACAUUCCUUUGAGAUCCCUCAAAUAACAAACAAAAGUCGUGCAUUAUUAGUUUUGCUUUUCGUGAAAGGUGCCACAGCACUAGAAAAGUGGAAAACACUUCAAUACAGGUAGAUACAUAAACUUAAACACCAAUUGAGAUGCUUGUUCCGCUUUGUCCCACAGGUGGACGGGUUCUGGAGAUUGGGUUUGGCAUGGCCAUCGCCGCAACUAAAGUAGAGUCCUUCCCCAUCGAGGAGCACUGGAUCAUUGAGUGCAAUGAUGGAGUGUUCGCGAGAUUGCAGGAGUGGGCCAAGGCUCAGCCACAUAAAGUGAGACAGAUUUUCAACUUCACCUUAGGUUCUAUUCAGACUUUUCCCUUCUUUUAAUGUGAACGAAAUGGACCUAAAUUCUUCUCCACUCACAGAUUGUGCCCCUCAAAGGACUGUGGGAGGAGGUAGUGGGCGGCCUGCCUGACAACCACUUUGAUGGUAAGUUUGAAAAUGCAUUCUAUUGGCGUAUCCAUUAUUGAAUAUUUGUAUUCUUCAGCGAGUAAAUUGCUUCAGAUAUGUAAAUAUGUAAUUGUAAUUAUGCCUCUUCUAUCAAAGGCAUUCUGUACGACACAUACCCUCUGUCAGAAGACACAUGGCACACUCACCAGUUUGACUUCAUCAAGGUAAGUACAACACUUUGAGGACCAAGGCUGCACAUUACGAACAUAUCAGCAAAAGAUCCUGUAUUAAAGACUAUAAAACACACAAAUGUUUGGUAUCAUAUACAGUGAAGGAAAAAAGUAUUUGAUCCCCUGCUGAUUUUGUACGUUUGCCCACUGACAAAGAAAUGAUCAGUCUAUCAUUUUAAUGGUAGGUUAAUUUGAACAGUGAGAGACAGAAUAACAACAACAAAAAUCCAGAAAAACGCAUGUCAAAAAUGUUAUAAAUUGAUUUGCAUUUUAAUGAGGGAAAUCAAUUUAAUGAGGGAAAGUAUUUGACCCCCUCUCAAUCAGAAAGAUUUCUGGCUCCCAGGUGUCUUUUAUACAGGUAACGAGCUGAGAUUAGGAGCACACUCUUAAAGGGAGUGCUCCUAAUCUCAGCUUGUUACCUGUAUAAAAGACACCUGUCCACAGAAGCAAUCAAUCAAUCAGAUUACAAACUCUCCACCAUGGCCAAGACCAAAGAGCUCUCCAAGGAUGUCAAUUGGUAACACACUACGCCAUGAAGGACUGAAAUCCUGCAGCGCCCGCAAGGUCCCCCUGCUCAAGAAAGCACAUAUACAGGCCGUCUGAAGUUUGCCAAUGAACAUCUGAAUGAUUCAGAGGAGAACUGGGUGAAAGUGUUGUGGUCAGAUGAAACCAAAAUCGAGCUCUUUGGCAUCAACUCAACUCGCCGUGUUUGGAGGAGGAGGAAUGCUGCCUAUGACCCCAAGAACACCAUCCCCACCGUCAAACAUGGAGGUGGAAACAUUAUGCUUUGGGGGUGUUUUUCUGCUAAGGGGACAGGACAACUUCACCGCAUCAAAGGGAUGAUGGACGGGGACAUGUACCGUCAAAUCUUGGGUGAAAACCUCCUUCCAUUGAAAAUGGGUCGUGGAUGGGUAUUCCAGCAUGACAAUGACCCAAAACACACGGCCAAGGCAACAAAGGAGUGGCUCAAGAAGCAGCACAUUAAGGUCCUGGAGUGGCCUAGCCAGUCUCCAGACCUUAUUCCCAUAGAAAAUCUGUGGAGGGAGCUGAAGGUUCAAGUUGCCAAACGUCAGCCUCAAAACCUUAAUGACUUGGAGAAGAUCUGCAAAGAGGAGUGGGACAAAAUCCCUCCUGAGAUGUGUGCAAACCUGGUGGCCAACUACAAGAAACGUCUGACCUCUGUGAUUGCCAACAAGGGUUUUGCCACCAAGUACUAAGUCAUGUUUUGCGCAGAGGGGUCAAAUACUUAUUUCCCUCAUUAAAAUGCAAAUCAAUUUAAUAAAAAUUUUUGACAUGCGUUUUUCUGGAUUUCUUUGUUGUUAUUCUGUCUCUCACUGUUCAAAUAAACCUACCAUUAAAAUUAUAGACUGAUUAUGUCUUUGUCAGUGGGCAAACUUCCAAAAUCAGCAGGGGAUCAAAUACUUUUUUCCCUCCCUGUAUAAUAUCAUAGCUGUAUCCAACGUAAACAUAUGGCAGACGUCUACAGAAAUGAAUCCAAAUACAAUACGUUUCUGAUCCCUAUCACUUGAAACAAACAUUGCCUUUCGUUCCACAAUGACACGCUAACGUUUCCAUUAAUAGUACAAUUGUUUGUUGUGUCUCUAUAGGGCCAUGCCCACAGGCUGCUGAAGCCCAGUGGCGUUCUCACCUACUGUAACCUGACCUCUUGGGGUGAACUUCUCAAGACCAAAUAUGACAACAUCGACAACAUGUUCCAGGUGAGCCGCCUUUCAGCCAGUCAAUGAUCAACACCUAAUCUCUCUAUGAGGUGCUUGGGUAGGCUACACAUGUGCCUUCUCGGGCUCGACACAUUUAAUUUCGUAGCACGUAUUCUCCCCUUCUGCCAGAUAGUACUUACAGGUAGAUCACUGAUAGUUACUGUGGUAUAACUUGUAAUUUCAAUUAAUUAUUAUUAUGUCCAUAGCUACAGUACUAACUAAUUUGCCUGCUGCAUGUUUCCACCCUUUCUUUACAGUACAUCAAAAUACACUUGAUCACAAAUGUUCUAUUAUUUUAUUGCAAAACUAUGUAAAUCAAAUUCACAACCUGAUUGAUUCCACUCCUGUGUGGAGUGAAGUGAUUAGCCUAUGUAUUUGGUUUACUCACUUCAGUACCAUACUUAUACAGUAAUUGGUUUAGUUUGUCUAUCUACUAAUACCCUUUUUAAUGCACUUGGUCCUGGCACUGUUAGAAAAUGUGUCCUCAAUUACCUUUCUUGGCUAAACAAAGGUUAAUGAUAAAUUGGACCUGAACUGCAACUGUGUAGCCCUUUACACUCACAGCCAGUCAUCCUGUAUACGGGUUGAAAAUGGCAGAUUUGGUCACUGAUAAGUGGCUAAAUUGGAACUCAGUGGCUGUACAGUAACAUACUAUAUAUGACGUCAGAGCUCAGGCUCUUCACUUUACAGCACUUUAUGGGAUUCAACUGACAGCCGUUCUAAGCAUGUGAACCACACACAACAAAAAGAUGCCCCCAUUUUUUUGUUGUUUGAGUGAGGGGAAUGCUGUAAAUUGAGAGGAGUUGAUGUGUUCUGAAAGAUGAGAUGUUGAGGAUUAUAAUAAAUACCACUUUGAUGUCGUACAAGCAAACCACACACCUAUAAGUCCAAACUCAUGUCAUUUUAAAGUAUCAACAUUUAGGAUCGAUAUGUUUGAUGUACAGUUACAAAGAUGAUAUGCGUCAUACCCUGGGUUGUCCUGAACAGAAUUAACCUGUGUCGUAUUGUGAAGAGAAUUUGUCAAGAACAUGCACUUGAAUGCACUCAUGACUCCAUUUUUUGCGCACCAAAAUUACUAUCUGUUUGUCUUAAGUGCCUUGUGAAAGCCUAACACCGUAAGAUCCUAUUUUAUAACUUAGCUAGUCAUGUUGGCAAUAGAAUAAGCUUUCAAAUUAUGCUCACCUGACCCAGAUUGCGAUUUAUAAUGGAACGUUUUUGGAUUGUGUAAACAACAACAGUAAUUGUGUAAUUUUGGGAGUAUGCUUGCUUCAGUUCCUCAAUGGCAAAGCUAGGAGAGCUCAAACAAGCAUCUUAUAGUUGAAGGCUCUUUCCAUGAGUCAUAAAAGUGCAUUGAAAUUACUUAGGAACUGUGCACAGUUUGGACAGGUGUGUCCACUUGGAGACACCAGUUAAACCUCUCACUCAAACCCUUGUAAUAAUUUUUUGUUAUGUUGCAGCUACCCCAAAAUUGCCAUGAAUAUUCUUAUGUUACUGAAUGUGUCCAGAGUAUUUUCAGAUUUCGUUGACAAAUGCUGCGAAAAGUACAGUAAAUGUAAAAUGCAUAUCAAAUCAACAGUUUAAUGUUUGGAUUCAGUCUUGUGACAGGUGAACUAUUGUGUCCUCACCUUUGGUCUGAUCAUUUCCCCAUAAUCUCCAAAGUGUUCUCUUUCAAUUGCUUCCAUGGUCAUGCAUAUGCUUUUUAUGUUUCUUCGGUUAGAAACAUUUCAAUUUGGCACUAUUCACAUAGGCCAAUUUCCACGAGUGUAAAGGGUUAAAAGGCCCAUAAUGUGUGAUGCAGGUCCACGAUACUGACCAGAUCUUUGUGUUAAUAAUUUUCAGGAGACCCAGAUGCCUCAACUGCUCGAGGCUGGCUUCAAGAAGGAGAUGAUUAGCACCACAACCAUGGAUAUUGUCCCCCCAAGCGAAUGCAAAUACUAUGCCUUCCGCAAGAUGAUUACUCCCACCAUUCUGAAAGAGUGAAAUGGCUUGAUGCCACUGCAAUGUUUUUAUUCCUUUUAUUCUCAAGUGCCUGUAUUUUAAAAAGCCACAUUAGUUUACUGUCAAAAAUCCAUAAGCAUUCAGGGAUGUCCAUCUUUCAAUAAACCAAUUUAAAUCA
Coregonus sp. 'balchen' is the source of this 5599-nucleotide messenger RNA. NCBI's taxonomy places the organism in Eukaryota, Metazoa, Chordata, Actinopteri, Salmoniformes, Salmonidae. The record is from the annotation of a GenBank genome assembly.